AUGCCUGUUGGCUUAAUUGGUUUUGAUUGGGAUGAAGAAAUAAGAGAUACCUUCUCAUCCACACCUCUCUCUCUCCCUCUCUCUCUCUCUCUCUCUCUCUACUGUUUUCAUCUUGUUGGUUUUAGCAGCAACAGGCGAUGUUUUUAUUGUAAAAGCUAUAGGAUUUUUGGAGCUCUAGGAAACUAAAUUUCAUAGGUUUGUGAAGAAGAAGAAGAAAGAGAGGCAUGGAUUUGCAGUGAUGAAAGCUUUGCGUUGACCUUUAUGUAAUAGGUUUCAUCAUCUUCAACUUUAUGUGAACCUUUUUUCCCAAUUUAGGGUUUUCUUUAAUCUGCAGAUAAUAAUCAAUAGCAAAAAAUAAUGAUGAAAAGCUGAAUUCUUGACUCAUCAAAAGAUAAAGGUGUAGUAGUAGCUAGCCUAUCUAGUGCUUUUAGAUUUAUAUAUACUAGAAAAAAUUAGGUAAUAAAAAAAAUAGGAAAAAAAAGAAUAAAAUAAAAAUGUUACAAGGCAUGGGAGUAGAUGAUUCUUUGUCGAAUUUAACGUCGGCGAUAUCGAAUGAAGCAAGCAUCAAUUCGAGCUCCAACGUUAAUGAAAUGGGUGGUGGAGGUACAAUCCCACAGCAGCAUAUGUACAACCCAUCACAGCCUCCACCUCCCAAGAAGAGAAGAAACCUACCUGGCAAUCCAGAUCCGGACGCCGAGGUGGUGGCGCUGUCGCCGCACGCGCUGAUGGCGACGAACCGGUUCGUGUGCGAGAUCUGCAGCAAGGGUUUCCAGAGGGAUCAGAACCUGCAGCUCCACCGGCGGGGCCACAACCUGCCGUGGAAGCUCAAGCAGAGGAGCAGCAAGGAGGUGGUGAGGAAGAAGGUGUACGUGUGCCCCGAGCCGAGCUGCGUCCACCACGACCCGGCUCGGGCCCUGGGGGACCUCACGGGGAUCAAGAAGCACUUCUUUAGGAAGCACGGCGAGAAGAAGUGGAAGUGCGAGAAAUGCUCGAAGCGCUACGCCGUCCAGUCGGAUUGGAAGGCCCAUUCCAAGAUAUGCGGCACCCGCGAGUACCGAUGUGAUUGCGGUACCCUCUUCUCCAGGCGCGACAGUUUCAUCACGCACAGAGCCUUCUGCGACGCCUUAGCCGAAGAGAGCUCGAGGUCCAUGCCCCAAACAGCCCCUAUCAACCACGCCCAAAUCCACGCCUUCACCAACCCUAAUUUCCCAAACCUCAAGCAAGAAACCCUAAAUUUCACCCUCCCGCCCUGGCUCUCCCCGAACGACCCGUUCGGGGAGAGCCCCUUCGCGGCGCCGCAGGCGCCGCCGCCUGCCGCGGCGCCGUCGCUGAUGUCGGCCACGGCGCUGCUGCAGAAGGCCGCGCAGAUGGGGGUGACCAUGAGCGGGGGCGGGGGCGGGAAGAUGGCCCCGCACCCGUACCAGCAGGGGUCGGAUCACGAGAGCCGACCCCAUCACCACGUGGGGUUCUGCGCCACCUCAUCCGCGGCUUCUACAGCUGGCUUGCAAUCACGUGAAGAGUUCGUGCAUGGCUUGGCCGCAUACGGCGGCGGCUGCAUGGAGAGCAUGAAGGAGAAUAUGGCCAUGGCCGCCGCCGCCGCGGCGGCGAUGCCGUCGACGAGCGGAUUUCAAGGGUUUGAGGAUAGUUUCAAUGGGAUGUUCAGUGCCAAGAGGAGUAAUUUGCAGAGCUUUAGUCAACAAGAUGGGCAUUUCAUGGGGAUGAGGAAAGAGGGCGGCGGCGGCGGCAUCGGCGGCGGCGGCGAUGAUGGGAUGACGAGGGAUUUUUUAGGGUUGAGGGCGUUCCCACAUAGGGAUUUUAGCAAUAUGGCUGGCCUUGAUCAAAUGGGGAGUUCAUCUAAUUCGUUUGAUCAUCAAAAUUGGCAAAGUUGAAUUUAGUUAUCUUUUUUUUUUUUUUUUUUUAUGUCCAAUUUUUUGUGGGAGGGAUUUUUGGUUGGACAUAUUAUUGAUAUUUUGUUGUGUUAAUUUGAUCAAAUAUGGAGUUAACUCUAUAAGAAGAGCUAAUGAAACAUCCUUUUUUUGUUUAUUGCA
Messenger RNA from Salvia miltiorrhiza (redroot sage), 2048 nucleotides. Its product is annotated as protein indeterminate-domain 12-like. NCBI's taxonomy places the organism in Eukaryota, Viridiplantae, Streptophyta, Magnoliopsida, Lamiales, Lamiaceae. Bases 495 to 1889 code for a protein of 464 amino acids. Gene Ontology annotation, molecular function: DNA-binding transcription factor activity. Gene Ontology annotation, cellular component: nucleus. The transcript has 4 exons. The record is from RefSeq and is a predicted model, not a curated record.